Poeciliopsis prolifica (blackstripe livebearer) is the source of this 3195-nucleotide messenger RNA. RefSeq names its product plastin-2-like. The record is from RefSeq and is a predicted model, not a curated record. NCBI's taxonomy places the organism in Eukaryota, Metazoa, Chordata, Actinopteri, Cyprinodontiformes, Poeciliidae. Gene Ontology annotation, biological process: actin filament bundle assembly; actin filament network formation. The transcript has 17 exons. Bases 203 to 2065 code for a protein of 620 amino acids. Gene Ontology annotation, cellular component: cytoplasm; actin filament; actin filament bundle. Gene Ontology annotation, molecular function: actin filament binding; calcium ion binding.
ACGGGACAGCGCGGCAGAGGCAGGCCGACAGAGGGUUCCAGUCCUCCGGCUGCUUCCAGCGAGCUGCUCCAGCGGACCUCAGUUGCUGCUCUGCUCUCUGCAGCUAACGGCUCUCAAAUCAAACCCCAACUAAAUCAAAUUCAGGACGGGGCCAUCUCACUACCCUGCUGUUUCUGGAACUGGGCAUACUUUCUGGGUCAACAUGUCUGGGAAGGUGAGCGCCGACGAGCUGGAGGAGAUCAGGCAGAGCUUCCAGAAAGUCGAUGUGGACAACAGCGGCUUCAUCUGCGCCUCAGAACUGGGCGACCUGUUCCGGGAGGUGGGAUGUCCGUUGCCUGGAUACCAGAUCCGGGAGCUGCUCCAGCGACUGGACCGGGACAAAGACAGCCAAAUCAACUUUGAGGAGUUCACGGCUAUCUUCCAGGAGAUGAAGGACGACAAAAUGGCUCAGGGUUUCAGGAAGGCUCUCAGCAAGAAAGAAGGUGUCGUAGCCAUCAAAGGCACCAGUGAGCUCUCCAGUGAGGGAACUACACACUCCAUCUCUGAGCAGGAGCGCUUCGCCUUCGCCAACUACAUCAACUCAUCUUUGGAGAAGGACCCGGACUGUAAGCAUGCCCUGCCCAUUGACCCUAACACCGGACAUCUGUUUAAAGCUGUGGCAGACGGCAUUUUGCUUUGUAAACUCAUCAACUUGUCUGUUCCUGACACCAUCGAUGAGAGGACUAUCAACAAAAAGAAACUCACAGCUUUCACCACACAGGAGAACCUGAACUUGGCUCUGAACUCAGCUUCAGCCAUCGGCUGCCAAGUGGUCAACAUCGGCGCUCAGGACCUAAAGGAGGGCAAGCCUCACCUGGUGCUCGGCCUCCUCUGGCAGAUCAUCAAGAUAGGACUGUUUGCCGAUAUAAAACUGAGCCGCAACGAAGCCCUGGCAGCGCUGCUGCAGGAUGGGGAGAGUCUGGAGGAGCUGAUGAAGCUCAGUCCUGAAGAACUGCUGCUGCGCUGGGUCAAUUUCCACUUAAAGAAUUCGGGGAUGACCAUAUCAAACUUUUCUGGAGACAUUAAGGACUCCCGGGUGUAUUAUCACCUGCUGCAGCAGAUCGCUCCAGAUGGCAGCAAAGAGGACGUUCCUCGGAUUGAGAUUGACAUGACUGGUCUCUAUGAGAAAGACCUGAAAAAGAGAGCCGAGUGUCUGCUGAAACAGGCCGACCGGCUGGGAUGCCGUCAGUUUGUGACCGCCACCGACAUCGUGACAGGAAACGCCAAACUCAAUCUGGCCUUCGUGGCCACGCUCUUCAACAAGCACCCGGCGCUCACCAAACCCGAAAACCAGGAGUGGAAUCUUGAGAGUGAGACAAGAGAGGAGAGAACCUUCAGGAACUGGAUGAACUCGCUGGGAGUCAGUCCACACGUUCACUACAUCUAUGGAGAUCUGCAGGACGCCAUAGUGAUUCUGCAGCUGUAUGAAAAGAUUAAAGUGAAGGUGGACUGGGACCACAGAGUCAACCUUCCUCCCUACAAGGGAGUAGGAGGAGGCCACUUAAAGAAGAUUGAAAACUGUAACUACGCCGUGGAGUUGGGGAAGACCAAAGCCGGCUUUUCUCUGGUGGGAAUCGGAGGUCAGGACCUGAAUGAGGGGAACGAGACUCUCACCCUGGCCUUGGUGUGGCAGCUGAUGAGGAGGUACACUUUAAACGUGCUGGAGGACCUCGGACAUGGAGAAGUUGCUGGAGACGAUUUGAUCAUCUCGUGGGUCAAUAAGGCUCUGAAGGAAGGUGGCAAGAGUUCCUUCAUCAAAAGCUUUAAGGACAAAGCCAUUAGCACCAGCCUUCCAGUGCUGGACCUGAUUGAUGCCAUUCAGCCACAGAGCGUGAACUUUGACCUGGUGAAAAGAGAGGAUUUCUCAGAUGAAGAUAAACUGGACAAUGCCAAGUAUGCCGUCUCCAUGGCGAGGAAGAUCGGCGCUAAAGUCUACGCCCUGCCUGAGGACUUGGUAGAAGUCAACCCUAAAAUGGUGAUGACCAUCUUUGCCUGCCUGAUGGGGCGGGGCAUGAAGAAGGUUUAAAGAGCAGCAUGUACACACUCACAGGGACUGUCUUCACCUGCUGAAACAUAAAGGCAGUGAACAUGGUGUAGAAGUUUGUUCUGACUUUGUGUCUUUAAACAGAAACAGGAGGCUAAAUCUAAAACGUCAAAGGUUCAAAUAUCAUUCUUCCUGACGUUAGCAUUUAGGUUUAAAAUUGAUUGUUCAUCUCAGAGACCACUCGCUCUCCUGUAGAGAAAAGUAGAAAUAGGGUCUUUAAAUUUGAAAGUUGUGACACAUGGGGAACAUCGGGGUGAUUCUUUUUUCAGUUUCCGGUUGUGUGAUGGGUUUUUUCUCCUCACUCCCCUUAUCUUUACUUUCUCUGUUUUUUUUUCUAUGAUAUCCUCAUGUGUCACCGCUUUCACAGUUCUGCCGUGUGCCAGCCUGUUCACAGGAUAAGCAUUUAUCACAAUUAAGCCAUAUCGAUCUUCACGGAAUGCCUUAUAUUGUGAAAUUUGCAGACCAUCUUUGUUAUGCCAAAGAUGGUCUGUAAGCUGGAAGCCAUUUAUUAGUAAACCUGAUUUUAUUGGCAUAAGAGCUGGAUGCAGCGAUUUUGCAUGACGACUGAAACUAUCCAACCAAAUCCAUCCAAAAGUUACUUUAUUGUGUAUUUGAAAAGACAGGACAGUCACAUUAAAAAAAAAAUUAUGUUUGGGUAUUUUCUGUUGACUUCUGAAUAAAAAGAAAAAUCUUGUUGAUAAGUGAAAAGUGUUGUACUUAUAGCAAAAGAUUAUUUCAUGCUGAUUGAUACUGUUUUCAUAGAAUAUUACCAAUACAGUUCAUAAAUAAAAGCUGCAGGUCAGUCUAAGCAGAAUUUAUUGUUCAUUUUAAAUCUGUGUUUGUAUUCUCACCCUUAUAAACACCAUAGCUGAAAUGUCAACAAGGGAAAAUGAUUCACAACCAAAUUACCAACAAAUGGUGAAACUCAUCAUGUUGCUGCGUCUUCAUACAUUCUACUGCUGCUCUAGCUUUUCCAAUCUAAACUAAUAUUCACUACUGUUUCCUGCCUUACAAUCAUUUCAUUGUAAUCUAAAUUUCUUUCAAAUACACUCUACUGAGAAUGACUGUACAAUCAGAUCUCUUGUCUCAAAUAAAUACCUUUUUUCAUUUGU